AUGAAGAAGCCGGCCGCGAAAGGCAAAGCCAAGGCCAAGGCCAAGGGAAAGGCCGCGGCACCUGUGGAAGAGGAGGCGCAGGCAGCGCCCGAGGAGGAUCCCAAGGACGAGGAGGAGAUGCCGCCUGUGCUGAAGAAGCCGGCGGCGAAGAUCGCGGAGCCAGAUGCAGAGCCGGAGGAAACCAAGGCGGCGCCGGCUCCCAAAGCCAAAGGGAAAGCCAAGGCCAAGGCGAAGGCAGCGGCCAAGGACGAGAAGCCGGCAGAGAAGGAAGUCGAGGAAGAAGAGGAGGAGGACGAAGAGGAGGAAGACGAGGAAGAUGAGGAAGAGGCGGAAGAAGAAGAUGCAGAAGAUGAUGAGGAAGAAGAAGACGAGGAGAUGGAGGAGGCACCGGUGAUGAAGAAGCCGGCAGCGAAGGCAUCUGCCAAAGCGAAGGCCAAGGCCAAAGCUACUCCGAAGGCAGCCGUGAAGGCAAAGGCGAAGGCCAAAGCGAAGGCAAAGGCCAAGGCCAAGGCAGUGGCAAAGACCAAGGUUUUGAAAAGACCAGCUGCCCGGAAGUGA
Cladocopium goreaui is the source of this 558-nucleotide messenger RNA. The record is from the annotation of a GenBank genome assembly. Lineage: Eukaryota; Dinophyceae; Suessiales; Symbiodiniaceae.